GCAGAGGUCAUAAUGAACAAUUUUUGUCUUCAACAAUGAAUACGGAAUUGGCGAUUUUACAUGAAGUACCUUGCCGAAAUACUCAAUUCAAUAUGAUUUACAGUCCUAUGGUACAUUAUAAUCCGUAUGAAUGUGCGAUAACUGAAAUCGCACGUAAACAAAUUGCAUUUACAAAACUUCUUGGUAGCGGCGCAUUCGGAAAGGUGUUUCAAGGAAAUGUGAAGAACUUAGAAAGAUCGGGCACAGAGGUAUCCGUUGCAAUAAAAAUGAUUCGAAAAGACGCUUCUUCCGAUGAAAAAAAGAAAUUUUUAAAGGAAGCCAAGCUUAUGAACCAUUUUCAACACAAACAUAUAUUAAGAUUGUUGGCCGUUUGUUUAGAAGGGGAUUCUCCGUUACUAGUGUUGGAAUUGAUGGAAACUGAUCUGUUAAAAUAUUUGAGAGAUUGUCGAAAUUUGCAAACGUCAGAUUCGCCUGCUCUGCGUUUGCAGGAUUUUGCUCGCUAUGUGCGAAGAUGUUGCACGAGGUUGUUGCUACUUGGAAGAGUUGCGUUUUGUACACAGAGAUCUAGCGUGUCGCAAUUGUUUUAG
Camponotus floridanus (Florida carpenter ant) is the source of this 587-nucleotide messenger RNA. Its product is annotated as BDNF/NT-3 growth factors receptor-like. Gene Ontology annotation, molecular function: transmembrane receptor protein tyrosine kinase activity; ATP binding. The record is from RefSeq and is a predicted model, not a curated record. Gene Ontology annotation, cellular component: signaling receptor complex. Bases 36 to 587 code for a protein of 183 amino acids. Gene Ontology annotation, biological process: positive regulation of kinase activity; cell surface receptor protein tyrosine kinase signaling pathway; regulation of TOR signaling. The transcript is spliced from 2 exons. NCBI's taxonomy places the organism in Eukaryota, Metazoa, Arthropoda, Insecta, Hymenoptera, Formicidae.